Clunio marinus is the source of this 510-nucleotide messenger RNA. The record is from the annotation of a GenBank genome assembly. NCBI's taxonomy places the organism in Eukaryota, Metazoa, Arthropoda, Insecta, Diptera, Chironomidae.
AUGAUAGAAAACAAUACUUUGAUUAGUGUUUUUCGUUAUAAACAACCUCAGUAUCGACUUGGAGAGUAUUUGGUUGGAAUUGCAUUUGGAUAUUUGAUUUACACAAGCAACGGAAAGAAAUUAAGGCUUGGAAAAUUCAUCACUUUGUCAUGUUGGAUAUUAUCAUUGGGAUUUAUUGGAAUACACACUUUCACAAGGAUUUGGUGGACUUCUAACAGUACAAUAAAUCAUAUACUUCAAGCGACCCAUGUUGAAGCAUGGACAUGUUCCAUAUCUUGGAUUGUUUUUGCUUGCCAUGUGCUGAAAUCUGGAAGCAUUAUAAGAAAAUUUCUUUCGAAACUAACAGAUUUUAAUCAAAAAGUAUUUAUUGUCCGAACAUUAUCACAAAGGUUGCUUCUUUUCACAUCUGAUGUGAUCAUAUCUUUCAGCCUCGGUUUGAUUUUUUACUUACUGAUUGAAGCGCCAACAUCGACACUUAUUGGAAGAACUUUUAAAGCUAAGAAACAUUAA